CAUCAGUUGUAUCUCAUCCGAUUAACAAGUAUCAAGAUGUUCAAGUUCGCAGUGUUGUGCGCUUUCCUGGCUGCGGCUACGGCCGAACCUAGUUCCAUUCUAUCGCCUUUGGGAUAUUCGGCUAACAUAGUGGCACCAGCAACGACUGUCGUCUCAAGCUAUCCCAACAACCUGUUCUACUCGUCGCCCUACUACUCGUCGGCACCUUUGGCUUACUCCACACCAUUGAGCUAUUCCCAUCUGAUCAAGAAACGUUCUGCUCCCUUAGCAGUGAGCAGCUACAUCGCGCCUUCUCCGUACUUCGCCUCUACACCUCUCGCUGCCUCUUACGCCUCUCCCUUGGCAGCGUCUUACGCCAUUAAUGCUCCACUGACUACUACUUAUACUGCGGCUGGUCCGUUGGCAUCAUCUUAUAUUUCUCCCUACUACGCAACUAAUGCCCAUCUGAUCAAGAAGAGGUCAGCUUCGUUCAUCGUACCUUCUUCAUACGUGGCACCUUACGCUUCUUAUCCUGCUGCAACUCCAUUUGUACCAUCAACCUACGCAGCAGCUGGUCCCUACGUGUCAACUCCUCUGAUCUCUUCCACUCCCUUUGGCUACACCCACUUCAUCAAGAAACGUUCUGCUCCUCUCGCUGUAGCAGCCUACGCUGCUCCUGCGGCUUUCUCUCACCAAUCGAGAUUUGACUACCGAUCCAACUCUCCUGCCAUCACUUAUUCUUCUUACUCACCCUUCGCCUACUCCAGCCCAAUUGCCGUUCCUCAUGUGUUCUAAUGGGACCCAUGUUCAAUAUGAACGGGGAUAUAUGUCAAUAAAUGUCAUUACAGAUCGAGAUGCCGAUGAAUAAAAAUCCAACAAAUAUUGUUGCAAAAUAAAUUUGUGGAAAA
Molecule: messenger RNA, 887 nt
Organism: Vanessa atalanta (red admiral)
Lineage: Eukaryota; Metazoa; Arthropoda; Insecta; Lepidoptera; Nymphalidae
Product: pupal cuticle protein G1A-like
Exons: 1
Coding region: 37-774 (245 amino acids)
Source: RefSeq, a predicted model, not a curated record